UUUUGGAAAUUGGAACGAAACCCUCCCUCCCCCAACCUCCCCGCCUCGCCAGGGAGCCGCCGGCGGUGAGCCCCGCAGUCCGCGGUAGGCCUCCUCGCCUCGCUGCUGGGCUGCUGGCCGACGACCGUCUCCUUCUCUCCCCAUCAGCUGACUGUGGAAAUGGCGGAGGCCACAGCGGCGGCGCCGCCGGAGUGGGCCACCAAGGAGCCCUGCCUGAUGGGGAUCGACGAGGCUGGCCGUGGCCCUGUCCUUGGUCCCAUGGUGUAUGGAUGUAUGUACUGCGCGCGCUCUUACAAUAACACUCUUGCCACCCUCAAAUUCGCAGAUUCAAAGACCUUGAAAGAGGAACAAAGGGAGGAGCUAUUUGAAAGUUUAAAGGUCAAUAGCUCUAUUGGGUGGGAAGUGGAUGUCAUAUGUCCAAAGGACCUAUCUGCUAAAAUGUUAAAAAAGUCGAAAGUAAAUCUAAAUGAAAUAUCACAUAACUCUGCCAUGGGCCUAGUUAGAAAAGUUCUUGACAUGGGAGUUCUACUGGCAGAAGUAUAUAUAGAUACAGUGGGAGAUCCUGAGAAGUAUCGGAUCAAGCUGACCGAAAAGUUUCCAGGCAUCAAAUUUGUGGUUGCCAAAAAAGCUGAUAGCCUUUACCCAGUUGUUAGUGGGGCAAGUAUAGUUGCAAAGGUCACUAGGGACAGGGCCUUGCGAAACUGGGUGUUUGAUGAAACAGCUCUGAAUAUGCACAUGAAAACCGGAUCAGGAUAUCCAGGAGACCCUGAUACUAAGCAAUGGUUAGAAGAUCACAAGCACCCAGUAUUUGGCUUCCCAACCCUGGUUCGUUUUAGUUGGGGAACUUGCACGCCCUUCUUCAAGGAUGCAGUUGAGGUUACAUGGGAGACUGAUGAAGUAGAUGAAGAUGCAACUAACAAUGGAAGUGCCAAGCGGCAAGUCAAGCUUUCAAGCCUAGGCUUUACCGGUUUCAAAAGGAAGACUGAAGAGAUCGAAUCGAGUGGAAAAGGGCGUUGCAAGUUCUUCCAGGCUCGCAAGCUUGAGCUGGUCAGGAAGUUCCAAUGAUGUGCACUAAUUUGGCAUUUGGUGGUAAUACUCGCAUGUCGCAUGUUCAAUGAAAAGGGACCUUCCGAAAUCAAGUAGAAAGUAGUAGAUUGAAACUUUGCUGGAGCGGCAAAUGCUGGAUAGGUGUUUGUCAUGUGUUGGUAGGAAUUGUAGUCUGAACAUUGCUGAGAUGUGAAUCAUGACGAUUUUUGGAAACUAAUGGAAGAUGUGAACAGUUACUGGAUGCUACUGCAA
Messenger RNA from Setaria italica (foxtail millet), 1299 nucleotides. RefSeq names its product ribonuclease H2 subunit A. The transcript is spliced from 9 exons. Gene Ontology annotation, molecular function: RNA-DNA hybrid ribonuclease activity; RNA binding. Bases 160 to 1065 code for a protein of 301 amino acids. Lineage: Eukaryota; Viridiplantae; Streptophyta; Magnoliopsida; Poales; Poaceae. Gene Ontology annotation, cellular component: ribonuclease H2 complex. Gene Ontology annotation, biological process: DNA replication, removal of RNA primer; mismatch repair. The record is from RefSeq and is a predicted model, not a curated record.